Molecule: messenger RNA, 2791 nt
Organism: Nannospalax galili (Upper Galilee mountains blind mole rat)
Lineage: Eukaryota; Metazoa; Chordata; Mammalia; Rodentia; Spalacidae
Gene: Sparcl1
Product: SPARC like 1
Exons: 12
Coding region: 408-2369 (653 amino acids)
Biological process (GO): signal transduction; anatomical structure development
Molecular function (GO): protein binding; calcium ion binding; collagen binding
Source: RefSeq, a predicted model, not a curated record
UCUCCCUUUGGGUCUGCACUGCCUGCAAAGCUCAGCGGCAGCGAGGGAGAGAGAUCCAGGAAUCUGCAACAAAAACGGUGACAGCCUGAAACACCCUGUGGUGCCAGCCUCCAAAUUCUCAUCUGUCACUUCAGACCCUGACUGGCUGACAGAGCAGCAGAAUUUCAACUCCAAUAAAUUUGAAUGUGCUUCAAGGCAAAGAAGCCAAGCUAAAGAGGAAGGGGAUUGAAAGAGUUUCUCUUGGGUGUUUGUCAAACUUCUGUUUCCUGGCUGUGUGCAAAGAAGGGAUUCAACUUUAGCUUCAGUCUUCUACCAAGGCCCUGGAUCCAGCCACUUCUCAGAAGGUUGUUUUCCUCCUGCGCCCCACAGGAGACUGGCUACUGGUUUAGAAUAACCUAAAUGCACAAAUGGGUCUAGAAAGCAUGAAGACGCUGCUUUUGUUCCUAUACAUCUUGGGAACUACAGCUGCAAUCCCGACAAAGACAGUAUUUCUAUCUGACAAUUACAAUCCAACUGCUGAAACACUGGUGACACCUGAUGACACCGCAGUCCCUGUCAUAAGGGUUGAAACUGCAGAAAAUGAAACGGAAGCUGCAGGAGCCACAGAAAACCACCCGAACGAUAAGGCUGAUAAACCUUCAGUACUAAAGUUGGAAGAGGAAACUCAUGAACAGUCAUCAGAACAGGACAACACGUAUAGCCAUGAGCUGGGACUGAAGGAUCAGGAGGACAUCGAUGGUGAUUUAAGUGUGAAUUUGGAGUAUGCACCAACUGAAGGUACAUUGGAUCUAAAGGAAGACGCAAGUGAGCCGCAACAGAAGAACCUCCCAGAGAACACAGAUUUCUCCACUGCUGCUGUUAGCUCCUUUGUGGGUCCUAACCAAAAUGAAAACAUCACAAAGGAAGAGGAAAGCCAAGAACAACCUGUAAAUGACUCACAUCAGCUGAACACGAACAGUACACACAGCCAACACCUAAUGGAUGAAGAAAGCCAAGAGCAGGAUCCAGGUAUUGCUAACGGAGAAGAAGAGGAAAAAGGGCCAGGAGAAGCUGCCAUUCCCAGUGAUAACCAAGACAAGGAAGAACUCCCCAAGGAGCAUUCUAACAGCAAGCAGGAGGAAGACGGUGACCAAUCUGAUGCUAUCUUGGAAGAGUCCAAUCAGCCAACUCAAAUAAGCAAGAUGCAAAAGAUUGGCUCUGAGCAAGAAAACCAAGAGGAAGAGGAUGACUCCAAUGCAGAAGUGAAAGAGGACAGUGCAUCAAGCAGCAAGAAACACAUUCAACAUACUGAACAGCAGAGCCAAGAAGGGAAAACUGGCCUUGAAGUUACUGGUGACCAGAAGGACAUGGACGAAAAGGGCGUUUUGGUAGAACCUACUGAUGAUGGUACCAUCACGCCCAGAAAUCAUGGGGCUGAUGAAGGGGGUAAUGAUGGCUCCAAGCACAGUUCAAGUGAUGACUACUUCAUGCCAAGCCAGGAAUUCCUGGAUGCUGAAAGAAUGCAUUCUCUUUCCUAUUACCUCAAAUAUGGUGAGGAAGCAACAGAUGAGGUUGAGAAUGGUGAUACGAGUGAAACUGGAGACCACCAAGGGGCCAAGAAAGCUGAGAGCUCAUCAAAUGAAGAUGGAACUUUACAUGAAGGCAAUGGGAAGCAGCAUAGUAUGGAUUCUUGUGUGAACUUCCAGUGUAAAAGGGGGCACACUUGCAAGGCAGAUCAACAGGGGAAACCCCACUGUGUUUGCCAAGAUCCAGAGACUUGUCCUCCAGCAAAAAUCCUUGACCAAGUUUGUGGCACUGACAAUCAGACCUAUGCAAGCUCCUGUCAUCUGUUUGCUACCAAAUGCAAACUAGAAGGGACCAAAAAGGGACACCAACUGCAGCUGGAUUACUUUGGAGCUUGCAAAUCUAUCCCUGCUUGUACGGACUUUGAAGUGGCUCAGUUUCCCCUGCGGAUGAGAGACUGGCUCAAGAAUAUUCUUAUGCAGCUUUAUGAACCUAACCCCAAGCACGAUGGCUAUCUAAAUGAGAAGCAGAGAAGUAAAGUCAAGAAAAUCUACCUAGAUGAAAAGAGACUCUUGGCUGGAGACCAUCCCAUUGAACUUCUCUUAAGGGACUUUAAGAAAAACUAUCACAUGUACGUGUAUCCUGUGCACUGGCAGUUUAAUGAACUUGACCAACAUCCUGCAGACAGAAUCUUGACACAUUCCGAACUUGCUCCUCUGCGAGCUUCCCUGGUGCCCAUGGAGCACUGUAUAACGCGCUUCUUUGAGGAGUGUGACCCCAACAAGGACAAACACAUCACCUUGAAGGAGUGGGGCCACUGCUUUGGAAUUAAAGAAGAAGACAUAGAUGAAAACCUCCUGUUUUGAAUUAAGCUUUGAAAGAACUGAAAUUUUCCAUCGGCGUCCCCUGCUUUAACUAGUUCUAAAAUACAUGUAGCCAUGACACUGAUAGAUUUAUAUUUAGCAAAAUGUUUGCAUGUCAGAGAAGACAAUGAAAGUAAUUGCUUAGUAACAAAAUAUAAGUAGCAGGCAUCCAACAGUAACUUAGGAAAUAUGAAACUUUUUAAAAUUAAGUAAAGUUGAUACAUUUUAUGAACAGGAGUUUAACUUAGUAAUUUCACUCUGCAUCUACUUUUACAAUAACUGCUAAUUAUAAAACUUGAAAAAAAAUUGUUCAUAUUGUUCAUAACACUGUGUGCACUUCAAGAAAAUUGAAUAUUGUUCUUUCAUGGUUAACAUGUAUCAUUUUCAGUAUCUUACUAGCCUAAUAAAGAGUUCAUAAAAUUUCA